This is a messenger RNA of Cladocopium goreaui, 2028 nucleotides long. The record is from the annotation of a GenBank genome assembly. Lineage: Eukaryota; Dinophyceae; Suessiales; Symbiodiniaceae.
GCGUUCGAAGCGCCCAAUGUAGAAGAUCUCAUAGAGGCGGAGUACAGGCCCAAGUCCUUUCUACGGCGUCGCGCGCCGGAUGAGAUCGAGACGGCCCUGACGCAACUGGACCAAGGGGCCUUGAACAUGGUGAAGCAAAGUUUUAAGAACAACCUGGACCUGGCAGACUUUGCCAAGGCCAUCGUCAGCACAGGCACUUACGAUGCAGACCGAAUCUUGGCCUUUGUCAGCGGAGUGGUCGACCUCUAUUUGGAGGUAUUUCGCUCCCAAGCGGAUUCAGACGAAAAGGCGGUGAAGUGGGCGCAGUUGAUGAAUCACUUCAUCGAAUCACCGGAGAUCGUGAUGUUCGAAGGCAGUGAGGUGGCUUCAGCCAUCGUGGGGCCCAAGAGCGCAUCGUCCACCAACAUGGCCCAGGUGAGACGCAGCAACCUGGUGGACUGCGCCAAGCACAUGGGCGCGACGAUCCGCAAGAUCAGCUGGAUGCCUUCCCUGGAGAUGCUGACUACGGUGGAAGGAACGGAGUCGGUGUAUUUCUGGUCGCCCAGUAUGGCCUGGGAAACGGCGCGCGUGGUGACUCCUCAGCUGCCUCCAGACUACUUUGAUGAGGGAAAGCCCUUAUGGACCGUGCAUGCUGUUGCUUGGGACGAAUCACAGGAUUUGGUGGCCCUUCUCAGCAAUCGCUUCCUGGUCUUCUGGCGCCUUCGAAACCGCGAGAAGGUCCCAGGUCCCCACUUUCAUGGUGUGGCGGUGCCAUCUGUGUCUUCUCUAGGGGCAGUUCCAGCAGAAGAAGGAGUUCCGCUUCCAUGCCACGCGGCAAGAGGAAACCAACUGGUUUCUGCACCUGCCGCGAGGGGAAGCCGGGCACCUUUCCGUGGAAGGAUUCAGAUUGGACUUACGAUUUGGACCGGUCGACAUGAGAAGGGUAUUCUGAAUGAAGCAUCUCCUUCCGGUUUACAGGAAGCCAAUGAAGAGGAAGUGGUGCGGAGCAAAGACAAGAAGGACGCACCGGAGAUCUUGCUGGGAGAAAAGGCGAAGGCCGAGUCAUCGAUCCAGGGGAGGUGGACAAAAGGUGAGAAUGCGGUAAAUUGCCGCCCAGAAUUCCGUGGCAGUGAUGAAGGCGUCCAAUGGACCCUGAGGCGCCUGGCGGCCGAAGCUGCGCAACAGCUGGACAUUUGGUGGAAUGCCUCGAUGAAAGUCUGGGUUUCAGCCGACUACGAGGGAAGGUUGUACUUGUGGGAUCUGCGAGAACAUACCAUUGAGAGCACCAUCUACCCCAUGAAGGUGACUUCGUUCUUGGAGCUCAGCUCCUUCAAAUUCACCACUUGCUCCCUAGAUCGUAGCGCCCGGUGGCUGCUGGACUUGAUGCUAUACUUUCACAAGGAUGGUGACACAGGGCUGGGAGAUGCAGACGUGUUGCGAGAAGCGUGUCUUCGUGUGGUCCAUCGACUCGACGGCUUACCGUGGGGCUUGGGAGACUCAGUGGUGAUGGAAAGUGACCAGGGCGAAUUCAGAGCUAGGGUUCGAGCCAAGUUGUCUGCACACCAGGCGAACCUGGCCCAGGUCUCCACCGGGCAACGGGUCUUUGUGACGUUGGAUGAGGUAAUCAUGACAGCGGAUUGGCAGAGCACUGAUUGGUCCUCGGGGAAGGCCUGCAUCUUCAUCCUGUGGGACGGUGCCACACUGCAAGCACUGCAGACGAACUGCUCCACCUUGGCACCCAAGCAUGUGGUGGUCCUGCCAUCGUCGGCAAGCUCAGUUUUGGGAUUGCUCGGGCGAAUCAUCCUGGCAAGUCGCAGAUUGAAUUUCUUCGUCCAUGGUCCCAGAGAUGGCGAGUUGGGCGCCGCAGGUCCUGGUGUCGUGGACGGCAACGAGCAGGGCUCCAUUGCGCUGGGCGCCGCGCCGAGCAAAGAGCAGUUGGCCCUGGCGAAACGUCGCGAGGAAGGCGCUUCUCUGAAAGAUCGGGCGGCUCCGCGAUGGUGUGGUUUAGCACCCUCCAGAGGCGAACCCUGGGAGUGCAACCCGGUGUAA